AUGGCGCCCGGGCUUCUAAAUCCAGGCGCGGGAAUGGAAUUGUCUCCCAAAAGCCUGAGCAGCAGAGAAACCAGCUUUCUCAUCAGGGAACAAACAGGGAAUGCUAAACGAUACAAUUUGUUCCUGAAGCGGCGUCUUAUGUUUAAAAGAAGUCUCCAAAGCAAGGAUUCUAUCUUCUUCAGAGAUGGGAUUAGGCAAAUUGAUUUUGUGCUUUCCUAUGUUGAUGAUGUAAGGAGAGAAGGAGACAUAAAGGUGGAUAGAAGAAGAGAGUUUGAAAUAAAUCUCAGAAAAACAGGACUUGAGUUGGAAACUGAAGACAAAAGGGACUCUGAAGAUGGCAAAACUUACUUUGUCAAGAUCCAUGCUCCUUGGGAGGUAUUAGUUACCUAUGCUGAAGUGCUGGGCAUUAAAAUGCCUAUCAAGGAGAGUGAUAUUCCCCCACCCAAUCGAAACCCUUUUAGCUGUGUGCUUGGGCCUCUGAAGCUUGAAAAGAAUGUGACAAAUCCUUAUCCUGAAUAUUUCACCGCUCAAUUCACCAGACAUCGGCAGGAGCUCUUCCUCAUUGAAGAUGAAUCAACCUUCUUUCCAUCCUCAGCAAGAAACAGAAUUGUUUAUUAUAUUCUUUCACGAUGUCCUUUUGGUACAGAAGAAGGGAAGAAAAGGUUCGGGAUUGAACGACUGCUAAAUUCUAACACUUACUCAUCUGCUUACCCACUCCAUGAUGGUCAAUAUUGGAAGCCAUCAGAACCUCCCAGUCCUGUCAAUGAGAGAUAUGUACUCCAUAAGAAUUGGGCUCGAUUUUCCUAUUUUUAUAAGGAGCAACCAUUAAAUUUGAUUAGGAAAUACUAUGGAGAAAAAAUUGGCAUCUAUUUUGUCUUUCUUGGAUAUUACACAGAAAUGCUGUCCUAUGCAGCUGUAGUUGGCUUAGCUUGUUUUAUUUACGGCUUAUUAUCAAUGGAAGGUGACUCAAGCAGCCAUGAAAUCUGUGACCCUGAAAUUGGAGGUCAAAUAAUCAUGUGCCCACUCUGUGACCAGUUAUGUGACUAUUGGAGAUUGAAUACUACGUGUUUGGCCUCAAAGUUCUCCCAUUUAUUUGAUAAUGAGUCAACAGUGUUCUUUGCAAUAUUCAUGGGAAUUUGGGUCACACUGUUUUUGGAGUUUUGGAAACAGCAACAAGUCAAACUGGAAUAUGAGUGGGACAUGGUAGACUUUGAAGAGGAACAGCAGCAGCUUCAGCUGAGACCUGAAUUUGAAGCUAUGUGUAAACACAGGAAAUUGAAUGCAGUGACUAAGGAGAUGGAACCUUACAUGCCUUUAUAUAGUCGUAUUCCAUGGUACUUACUCUCAGGAGCCACAGUGACAUUAUGGAUGUCUCUUGUCCUUGCUUGUAUGAUAGCUGUGAUUGUGUACCGACUGUCAGUCUAUGCUACAUUUGCUACCUUCAUGGAAUCUGAAGCAACCUUAGAGCCUGUUAGAAGUAUCCUUACUCCUCAGCUGACCACGUCACUCACAGGAUCAUGCUUGAACUUUAUUGUCAUCUUAAUGUUGAAUUUCCUUUAUGAAAAGAUAUCUGCCUGGAUCACAAAAAUGGAACUUCCUCGAACUCACCAGGAGUAUGAAAGCAGUCUUACCUUGAAAAUGUUCCUAUUUCAGUUUGUAAACUAUUACUCGUCCAUCUUCUAUGUGGCUUUCUUUAAAGGGAAGCUUGUGGGCUAUCCUGGAAAAUACACAUAUAUGUUUCAAAUAUGGAGAAGUGAAGAGUGUGAUCCUGCAGGCUGCCUAAUAGAACUGACAACUCAGUUGACGAUAAUAAUGUUUGGGAAACAGUUAUUUGGAAACAUUAAAGAAGCCAUUUAUCCUCUUGUUUUGAAUUGGUGGAGACGCCGAAAAACUCGGACAAACUCUGAGAAAUUAUACAGUCGAUGGGAGCAGGAUCAUGACCUGGAAUCUUUUGGAAACCUUGGUCUGUUCUAUGAGUACUUAGAAACAGUUAUCCAAUUUGGAUUUGUAACAUUAUUUGUGGCCUCUUUUCCUCUGGCUCCUCUUCUUGCUCUUUUGAAUAAUAUUAUAGAGAUCCGAGUAGAUGCCUGGAAACUUACUACCCAGUAUAGGAGACCUGUAGCUGCUAAAGCCCAUAGCAUAGGAGUUUGGCAAGACAUUCUUUACGGGAUGGCUGUUCUUUCCGUUGCAACUAAUGCCUUUAUUGUUGCAUUUACAUCGGACAUCAUUCCUCGUUUAGUCUACUUCUACGCCUACUCAACAAAUGCCACGGAUCCUUUAAGAGGAUAUAUCAAUAACAGCCUGUCAGUAUUCCUGAUAGCUGAUUUUACAAACCGCACUGCACCCACGGAGAAACGAGAUAUCCUCACUUGCAGGUACAGAGACUACAGAUAUCCUCCAGAACAUGAAUUAAAAUAUUCUCCUAAUAUGCAAUUCUGGCAUGUACUUGCUGCCAAGAUGACUUUCAUCAUAGUUAUGGAACACGUUGUGUUUUUAGUUAAAUUUUUGUUGGCGUGGAUGAUCCCUGAUGUUCCAAAAGAAGUUAUAGAGAGAAUCAAGCGAGAAAAGUUAAUGACUAUCAAGAUUAUCCACGACUUCGAGCUCAACAAAUUGAAAGAGAACUUGAGACUUAAUUCCGAUCUUUUAGCCAAGGAAGUCAUGAUUCAGGAAAACAAAGUACAGCUGGUGAAAUCAACCAUGUAA
This is a messenger RNA of Orycteropus afer afer, 2703 nucleotides long. RefSeq names its product anoctamin 5 (gene ANO5). The transcript has 21 exons. Gene Ontology annotation, biological process: chloride transmembrane transport. The coding region runs from base 1 to 2703 and encodes 900 amino acids. The record is from RefSeq and is a predicted model, not a curated record. NCBI's taxonomy places the organism in Eukaryota, Metazoa, Chordata, Mammalia, Tubulidentata, Orycteropodidae. Gene Ontology annotation, molecular function: chloride channel activity; protein dimerization activity. Gene Ontology annotation, cellular component: plasma membrane.